Thalassophryne amazonica is the source of this 2472-nucleotide messenger RNA. It is a transcript of the gene slc50a1, whose product is annotated as solute carrier family 50 member 1. The record is from RefSeq and is a predicted model, not a curated record. The coding region runs from base 135 to 794 and encodes 219 amino acids. Gene Ontology annotation, biological process: carbohydrate transport. Gene Ontology annotation, cellular component: membrane. NCBI's taxonomy places the organism in Eukaryota, Metazoa, Chordata, Actinopteri, Batrachoidiformes, Batrachoididae. Gene Ontology annotation, molecular function: sugar transmembrane transporter activity. The transcript is spliced from 6 exons.
CGGAAAUAAUUUCUUAGUGGCGACGUUAGUGAGUUGCUUGUCUUUCUUCCUAAUUUUAACGUCUCGACUAUAAAGCAGAUUCUGCCUGCAGGGUAGAGCAGCAGCUAGUGUGUUAGUUUUUCUUCUGCUGUUCUAUGGACUGGUUUGUGUUGCUGUCAUGGGCCUGCAUCGUGUUUACAGUCGGGAUGUUCUCGACUGGACUAACCGACCUGAAAAAAAUGCACGCAUCCAAGAGUGCGAACAAUAUCCAGUUUCUCCCGUUUCUCACCACCUGUCUCAAUAAUCUGGGUUGGUUGUACUAUGGUCUCCUGAAGAAAGACAGGACUCUUAUCCUGGUCAACAUUAUUGGGGCACUUCUUCAGGUCCUUUUCAUCAUAGGGUACUUGAACUACACAAAAGAAAAGGCACGUGUGAUGUCCCAAACUGUGGCAGCGGCAGUCAUGCUGGUCUGCAGUUGGUUCUACUUCAACAUGUUUGUGCCCAGUGGAGAAACUAAACUUAACCAGCUUGGCCUCACCUGCAGCCUUUUCACCAUCAGCAUGUACCUGUCACCGCUCACUGACCUGGUUGAGAUUGUGCGUAGUCGUAAUGUGGAGCGCUUGUCCUUCCCUCUGACUGUGGCCACCUUCCUCACUUCUUCCUCUUGGGUUCUCUAUGGCCUCCAAUUAAAAGACAACUAUAUUGUGGUUCCGAACCUACCUGGAAUCUUUACUAGCCUCAUCAGGUUAUACCUGUUUUGGAGAUUUUCACCUGUCAAUCAAAGCUCACCUUCCUACAAACCACUGGCCAUAUGAGGAAAUGUGACUGAUCAUGAAAAUGGAGGACAAAGGCUUUUAUACCACUAUAGACCAGUGGAAAGCGCUCCCAUAUCAUUUGUUUUUAAUUGUGCACGGAGUCUAGUGGGAAGAAAAGCCAUGCCGCUGUGCUGCCCAUCAGGUUGAGAUGAGGUGUGCUGUCAGCAUAUUCCAGGGUUUCAAUGAGCGCAACUACUCGGGUAGGAUGGGAAGGGAGUUCAGCUGGUUAAAUUCAGUUGCUUUUGGCUACGGUGUGUGUUUAUAUAUGUUUAACUCUUUGAUGUUUUCUGUUAAGUGUGAUUUGACUGUGGUACUUGUCCUAUUUCAGUACCUCUUGGAUCACACAUUCAUUAUAAGACAAAUGGCUUUUGAUGAUUAAGCGACAGGUCAGAUGCUUGCAGUCCAGCAGUUCUCAAAGUCAUGAAAGAUAUUAUUUUCAGAAGUUAGGAAUGGAUGAAUGUUAGUGUGCAUAACAUAAUGUACAACAAGAAUACUUCUUUAUAAUGCACCUUGGCCAUGUCAUAUGGCACAGCCUUCUAAAGGCACCCAACAAAGUUGUCUUCACCUCUAAAUAUCAUUGUGUAACAGGGAUGUGAGCUCCUUUUCCCUACACUGUAAAACUCGAUGAGUUAUUACAACACAACUUAACCGAUUGCCUUAAAUGUUUACGUUUAGAUAACUCAAAUAAUUCAAGUACACAAACAUAUACUAAUGAAGUACCAUAAUUAAAAUAGCUUAUUUCAUACGAUACAUCAAUCUUAAUAGGUUGAAGUAUUUUGUAGUCAUUCAUGUCAUUCCUGCAAAUGAUUUGAAAUAUGUAAUACAUAAAAAAAAACACUUGUACCAUUUCAACAAAAAGCCUCGGUUUUGACUAAUUCAUAUUUACAGCCAAUGACUCCAGGGACUGGAAGCAACUUUGUGUUUAAUUUCUUGUUCAAGGAAACUGUACCACCCAGAAACAGCCAGGGACUGAUCUGCUGACCUCUUAGUUCACCAGCACCCUGCUGUACUAUCAUGGCUGCCAAACAGGAUUACCUCAUCACUGAAAUGCAACAAAAAAAUGAAUUUUUUUUUGGUGGGUAAAUUGACCUGAAAAUGCACCACAAUGCAUCUGAGAGUGUCUGAUAUGUCAAUUUUUUUUUCUGGGUAACCCCCACACCCACUGUGAAUUAAUGGAAAAUACUUCAUAUUAUUUUAUCAAGAGGUUAUGAGUUCAUGUAACACAAUUGAAUCAAGUUAAUUUUACUAUAUUCCAAUAAUUUUUAAUUGGUUGGUUACUGGAGCCAACUGAACUUAACUGGUUGAAGGUAAUCACUUUCCUCAAUUCAUCUGAGUAUUUUGUCAGGCUUUACAGUGUACCAGUGCCAGAGAAUGUGAGCAGAUCAACAUGAUGGAGCUGUGAGCUAAUCCUUCAGAUACUGGGUGGGACCUGGGUACAUCUUGAGCACCCUGUGCAGGUCACUAAUAUAUCACAGAGCUAACUUGUAUGGAUGGCAGACCUGCCAACUACAAGACAUUUUGUAUAUCUAGCACAUAUUCAACAAAAAAUAUUUUCUCUUUUGCAAGCAGCAGUAAGUAAAAUCUGAAAAGCUACUACUAACAUUUUUGUGUAUGUCCUUUACAGUAAAAACAAUUUAACAUUGUUUGCAUUCACGUUGACAGUUUAAAAAAAAAAAAA